GCGCAGUUCAAGCCGAGCGUCUGGUACGUCAACGACUCUUCUUUGGUGCCGCAAAGGUGGCGGCGCAUAGACCGCAGCGCUUCUUUGUGCUCUCCUACGCUUCCCUUCAUCGACACGAGCACUGUGCCGGUUUAGCUCAUAUGCUUCGAGCACGUGGGGGCUAAACCCAGUGUUAUGACACGACGAUGCUGUUUCACCUCAUCCACCACGCCCGGCUGAAGACACCCAAGACAUACCCCUUUCUGUCUUGCAAAUCAACGUCUGCCAUGCACACCUCUUAGACCUUGUGCUAACAAACAAUGCUCAUAGGUCCCGCGUUGAAGACUCCACCAAGCUCUCAACAAACAACACGAUACCUCACACGACCAAGCACCUCAAUUCCAACCACUUCGUUGCGCAGCAGCGCACAACACGCACAACACCCGCCAGCAUGCCACCUGCCGGGAGCGGUAGCUCCAGGAAGAUCUCUUUCAAUGUUUCUGAGCAGUACGAUAUCCAAGAUGUCGUCGGAGAAGGCGCAUACGGUGUUGUUUGCUCUGCACUGCACAAGCCGUCAGGCCAGAAGGUCGCCAUCAAGAAGAUUACGCCCUUUGACCAUUCCAUGUUCUGUUUGAGGACGCUGCGAGAGAUGAAGCUGCUCAGAUACUUCAACCACGAGAACAUCAUCUCAAUCCUCGACAUUCAGAAACCUCGCAACUACGAAACAUUUACCGAGGUCUAUCUCAUCCAGGAACUUAUGGAGACGGAUAUGCACCGCGUCAUUCGCACACAGGAGCUCUCCGACGACCAUUGCCAGUACUUCAUCUAUCAAACGCUACGCGCGUUGAAGGCCAUGCAUUCAGCAAAUGUCCUCCAUCGUGAUCUUAAGCCCUCCAAUCUACUCCUCAAUGCCAAUUGCGAUCUCAAAGUAUGCGACUUCGGUCUCGCGCGAUCAGCUGCGUCGACCGAGGACAACUCAGGUUUCAUGACCGAAUACGUCGCCACGCGUUGGUACCGUGCACCGGAGAUUAUGCUUACCUUUAAAGAGUAUACAAAGGCGAUUGAUGUGUGGAGUGUAGGCUGCAUUCUCGCUGAGAUGCUCAGCGGAAAGCCGUUAUUCCCAGGAAAGGAUUACCACCACCAGCUCACAUUGAUCCUCGAUGUGCUCGGUACGCCCACCAUGGAAGACUACUACGGCAUCAAGUCUCGCCGAGCGCGCGAGUACAUACGAUCUCUUCCAUUUAAAAAGAAGAUCCCGUGGAAGGCCAUGUUUCCCAAGACGAACGACCUUGCAUUGGAUCUGUUGGAGCGACUAUUGGCCUUCAAUCCUGUCAAGCGCAUCACGGUUGAGGACGCGCUCAAGCACCCAUACCUCGAGCCAUACCACGAUCCAGAUGAUGAGCCGACCGCCGACCCAAUUCCAGAGGAAUUCUUCGACUUUGACAAGAAUAAGGAUAAUCUGACCAAGGAGCAGCUGAAACUCCUCAUCUACCAGGAGAUUAUGCGAUAAACGUCACCAAGUUUUCAACGCGUGCGAUAUUUACACAAGAUACCACAAGCAUAUCGACCUCGCAGCUAGCUGGCCUGAGCUCACCAACAUGUGAGCACGUGAGAGGAUGCUUCUCAUCUCCCUCAAUUUGGAUUUCUCUCAGAGAGACGGGUUUGCACGACACAGAGAGGUGACGUGGAAACGGGCUCUAGAUAGCUUGCCAAAUAUUUCUCUUACAGUCGGCGUAAGAAUACGACCAAGCACCAAUGCAUUGCUUCUUUUAAGGCAUCUCACUGCUAUAUGAAUUGUCCUUCCUCUCCCC
Molecule: messenger RNA, 1790 nt
Organism: Cucurbitaria berberidis CBS 394.84
Lineage: Eukaryota; Fungi; Ascomycota; Dothideomycetes; Pleosporales; Cucurbitariaceae
Product: Pkinase-domain-containing protein
Exons: 5
Coding region: 431-1489 (352 amino acids)
Biological process (GO): intracellular signal transduction; protein phosphorylation
Cellular component (GO): cytoplasm; nucleus
Molecular function (GO): ATP binding; MAP kinase activity
Source: RefSeq, a predicted model, not a curated record